Molecule: messenger RNA, 1102 nt
Organism: Leptomonas pyrrhocoris
Lineage: Eukaryota; Euglenozoa; Kinetoplastea; Trypanosomatida; Trypanosomatidae
Exons: 1
Coding region: 137-1102 (321 amino acids)
Source: RefSeq, a predicted model, not a curated record
GGAGCGUGCGAUAUUUUGGAUGUACACAUAGAGUGCAUGCUCAUCGGUACUAUUGUUAAACAAGAAGAGAAACUGCGGGCUGCUUCUCACCCUGCUCUUGACUUUCCGACGUAGCCUCGUCUUUUCUGCAUUAUCGAUGGACUUAGUCAAACGUCGGCUGGUGUACGUCGCGGACGAGAAUGAGGUGCUGCUCGGUGAUCUCUCUGGUACGCCACCCACGCGGCAGUCUCGUACGUCACUGCUGAUGGUGCCCCUUUCGCCGCCGCUCUCCCAGCGGUCCUCCGGCACCAUUUCUCCACCGCCGAGGCCCGUAUUCACACAGGACGCGGCGCCCCCGCAGGUGGAUAGGAAGCUGUUGGUGUCGUACGACGGCUUUCUGCUCGCGGACGGCAGCGGGCACUUCGCAACGCCGCACAACGCGACGGAAGCGGCGCUCAUGCGCGAUGCCCUCAAGAUCUGCCGCGCGUACCUGAAACAGUUCUUGGCUGAUCAGCAAGAAGAAAGCGAUUCCUCAGAGUCGUUUAGCACAGCAGCCUCCAGCUCAACCUACGUGGAGGAGUCGGCGGAGUCGGAGGUGGAUGAGAGCAGUGAUGACUCUUCAGCGGCUCCGCGGUAUCGCCGCGCCAAGGCCGCUGCGGCCAUUCAACCCGCCGGACCUGCGCCGAGCCCAUCGAAGAUGACGGUGGCAGAACUGAAGGAGCUGCUGCGUGCGCGUGGCGUCCCUGCUGUGGGCAACAAGGCGAGUCUUGUUCUCCGCGCAAAGUCGCUGCUGGAGGACGAAAGAGCCGCUUCUCUGCUUGACUGUGGCACUGACGAGGCGACCGUCACCCCUCGGCCGUCGUCGCAGGCGACGUGCUCUCGCGACCACACCGUGCGCAACUCCGGUGCCUCCACCGCGUCGCGGGUGUCGACUCUAGCGUCGUCGUUGCUUGCCUCGCCGACGGCGCGCAUCAGCACGGAGGGCCGCGGCCUGUGGGGAGCGUUGGUGACGGCCGGCUCGCGCCUCUUUCGUGGCACUGCCCGUGGAUCUCUCGGCUUUGUGCACGAGCCGGCUGCGGGGCAGGACGAGGUGCCGCCGGCAAAGAGGCGACGCAGUGCGUGA